AUGCUCAAAUCAACAGGCUUCAGAAACCUCGAAGGCUCCCCUGGUCCAUUUCAACACUCUCACAAACUUGAAGAUGGAAUGUUCUCAUGGCUCAUGAAAAAUCCUGCCAUGAUGAGUAACUUUAACGCUUUGAUGGCUGGAUCGCUAGAGACCUGCCAAGACUGGUUCAGCACCUUUCCCGUGGAUGAGAUUGUUCUCAAUAACGUGGUGAAAGACAACUCUCAAGUGAUUCUGCUGGUUGAUGUAGGAGACAGAGAAGGUCACGAUAUCCAGGCAUUUCAUGAUGUUUACCAUACUGCCCCCGGUAAGCUCGUCGUGCAAGAUCUUCCACCGGUGUUGGUCAACAUCAAAGACAACAAACUGAGCCCUGCAAUCAUCUAA
Talaromyces amestolkiae is the source of this 381-nucleotide messenger RNA. RefSeq lists its product as uncharacterized. The record is from RefSeq and is a predicted model, not a curated record. The transcript has a single exon. Gene Ontology annotation, molecular function: methyltransferase activity. The coding region runs from base 1 to 381 and encodes 126 amino acids. Lineage: Eukaryota; Fungi; Ascomycota; Eurotiomycetes; Eurotiales; Trichocomaceae.